GAAGAAUUGAAGCAGUAUAUUCCAGAUAUAGAAUGGAUGAAGGAUUAUCUGCCAGAGUCAGAAACAUUGGAUCAUGUCAAAAAUAAUGUCCUGAGAACAUUAAGGAGUAUUCAUCUUCCAGAAAAGGGGUGGUUUACAAGUCACCUACCAGAUCUAAAAGGUUACAAAGAUUUACUCAGUAAAAGUUCCCUAGCAGUCACAAGUUCAAGUGGUGCUUUGCUUCAUCCAUCUCAAGAUCUCACAGAUUUAGAUCUUAGGCGAUCUGUACCAAUCAUAGGAUUUGGAAGGUCUUCUGAUGAUGAAAAUGCUAAAAAAGUAAAUAAAUAUUUCAAUGCUUUAUAA
Molecule: messenger RNA, 342 nt
Organism: Mytilus californianus (California mussel)
Lineage: Eukaryota; Metazoa; Mollusca; Bivalvia; Mytilida; Mytilidae
Exons: 4
Coding region: 37-342 (101 amino acids)
Source: RefSeq, a predicted model, not a curated record